Mizuhopecten yessoensis (Yesso scallop) is the source of this 2179-nucleotide messenger RNA. RefSeq lists its product as uncharacterized. Lineage: Eukaryota; Metazoa; Mollusca; Bivalvia; Pectinida; Pectinidae. The record is from RefSeq and is a predicted model, not a curated record. The coding region runs from base 744 to 1604 and encodes 286 amino acids. The transcript is spliced from 7 exons.
AUAUCUGUUUCUGUUAUUGUUUCAAGGACUUCUAUUUCAAAUUAGUUCAUAAAUUAAAGGUGCAAGUGUAAGCUGACAUUUUCAAUUAAUUAUUUAGCUUUUUUAUUUAUCGUUUUUUUGUUGUUCCUAUGAGUGUCCAAUUACUUGACAUGAACGGAGUUAUUCCUCGGGCAAUGUCAUAAGGAAGUCGUAGAAACAGGAAAGGGGCUAUACAACCUUACAUCUUUCCCGGAAAUAGUUUCAUAACACAGCCCUGGGAUACACUUAUCCUUGGAAAUCGAUCCGAUAAGCACACAGACUUUGGAUCAAUUCCGGAUAAACUAUCGUCAAAAUUCCAGUUAUAUUAUUGUCAUGGUAGGAUACAAUUUUGGAUAUACUUUUGUGUUCCAGGGAUAUGAUUCCGAAUAAACUAUUGUCAUAAUUCCUGAUAUACUUUUACAUCUGUGGACACAAUUAAGGAUAUACCAGCAUCCACCAAGGACACGAUUUCCGAUAUAAUCUCGUCAUCCAAGGAUAAAUCAUUGUCAUCCACGGACAUCAUUCCGGAUAAACUAUCAUUAUCCUAGGACGUAAUUCCGGAUAAACUAUCGUCAUAAUUCUUGAUAUACUACCAUCGGUAGAGAAAUUUCCGGAUAAUCUUUCGUCAUCCAAGGAAAUACUUUCGGAUAAACUAUCAUCAUCCACAGGAACAAUUCCGGAUACACUAUCGUCAUCCAGGAACACCAGGUUGACCAAAUGACGUCAUGACCAUGGAGGAUGAGGCGGUGAUUAUCACCCCCUGGUCAGAAUACCUCAUCACCGCCAAACACAUAAAUGACUGCUCCCUCCAGCCUCAUUCACUUCCGCCGUACAUCGCCUGGGACGCCAUUCUUCACCUGGCACCGGAAACAGAUGAUUUACGUCACAUCAUCACCUCUAACAAACACGGCCACAUUUUACGAGUGGAUACUGAACGUGAUGUUGAGGAGCUUUCCAAUCUUCUACUAAACCGCCCACUGCUCAUGCGCGUAACCUUGGUACACACAAUGGUCGCGAGCAAAUACAGCGCCGACACCGUCUCGAUAUGGGAAGGUGAUUACGCCGUGAUCCUAAACACUCGUCACCAGACCAUCAGAGCACAGCUGCGGAAGGCGCUGAAUGACGCAAUCACUUAUGUCACCACCAGAUGGCGCUUCUGUAUAGAGAUUGACCUUUCUGACAUCAUCGAGGGCUGGUACCUACAGACGAUAGAUGUCUACUCCGGAUGUGACGACUUCCAGACGACGAAAUGUCGGCGCAGCCGGAUAUACGUCACAAACCACAUGACGUAUAAUCAUUGCUUUGACUGUUCUCCCAAGUGGUGGCUGUGCUUCAGCCCAUGUUGGCUAAUGACGGCGCCUUGCUAUAUAGGUUAUCGCCGCCUGACAUGCAAGGAUAUCCGGUUAAAACUCAAUGCUAAGGUGUCCCCUGUCAGGUGCCUCAGACGAACUAGCAGUACUUCCGACGAAACAAAAUCAAAAGCAUCUACCAUCGUCAAUUACAAAAUGGAGGAUGACAUUGCAACUACUUCCUCCUUGAAAGGUCAUUUCCGGCCUGAUGAACUGACAUCUUACGGAGCGGUAUGAUACAACUUUAAGACGGAAAUUGAAACCUUUUUCUGGAACAUAUUUACAUGAGAAAUUAAUGCAUUAUAUAUAACCCACUUUCGUCCAAAUGUUGUUUGCAAUAUUUGUAAAAUCGGUCUUAUCAAAGGAGAAGACGUAUUGAAUGAUGUGCGAUGUUAAUUAGGACCGUUUAUUCAAUUAUGUAUUAUAUAUACAACUAUUGAUUUGAAGCAUCGUUUCUUAUUUGUACAGUAUUUUUGAAGCGUAAAUUUGUUAUAUGUGCAAAAACAUGAAACCAUGCCGAAAACAAGCCUAAAUAAAAUAGAAAAUUGGUGGCACUUUUAAUAGUUCAUUGCUUCGAAGCAGUUGGAUCUGCUUAAUAAAGCAAAGAGAAGGAAAAGGGGAAAACAGUCAGCCUUGAAAAAGGUAUUCCCAUCUUACCUUCGUGUUAAUAACAGGAUUUCCUCUUUUUGUUUCCUCUUUUUAAGACUAUUACAACAUUCUCACAAGGAAAUUAAAUAGUUUACAAGGUAUUUUGUUCAAAUUAACAGCCAAUAAAAAUGGAAAACUUCCAGUCUACUCAGCUGUAAAUGAGU